AACCAACAGUUAUUGACAGAUGUCAUGUAAAACAGGUGAAAUAUGUUACACAUAAGUCAUAUAUAAUAUUACAAAAUAAAGUCGAAAUACUAAUAACACCUGGAGUUUUGCUAUUAUUUGAUAAUUUCAAUAAAGAGGAAUGAAUUUAUUGUAAUAUUUAAGAUGUCACUACUCUUAAUAGAUAACGACACUUGUUUAAUUAAUAGAAAAAGUAAUAAAACAAUAAUAAGUAAUGUGUACGAAGGUAUACCAGAAACGUUAUUACUUAAUGUUAUUUCUUGGAUCGUACUCAUUCUUUUAUUCGCUCUAUUGAGAAAUAGAGCUUGGGAUUAUGGCAGACUUGCAUUAGUUCAUAGUGAAAAAUGGACACAACUAUUUUAUAAAAAUACUGAUGAUGCUGUUGCUGUGGAGGAAACAAAUCAUGAAGUAUCUUUGAUUCCUGAUACUGGUUGCUUAUGGCUUCCAUCAGUUUUCAAAAUAACAAAAGAACAAAUAUAUUCUCGCUGUGGGCCUGAUGCUUCACAUUAUUUAUCAUUUCAAAUUCAGUUAUUUUUUUUAAUGUUAGUUAUAACUAUAUUUUCUAUUUGUGUUGUAUUGCCUAUAAAUUUCCAAGGAACUUUAUUGGGGGAUAAAACAACUUUUGGGCAUACCACUAUAGGUAAUUUACCUUCAGAUUCAAAGAUGCUAUGGGUCCAUAUUGCAGGAUCAAUAGGUGUGGUUCCUGUUAUGAUUUUCAUCAUGAGAAAAUGUUCAGGUAGGCUACCAAUUUCAUCAAACCUCUCAUCAAGAACUCUUUUAGUUACAAAUAUAUCAAAGCACCAUAGAAAUUGUGAAGAUAUAAAAAAUUAUUUCACAGUCAGAUAUCCUGGAAUAGAAGUUAAAGAUGUAAAAAUACCGUACAAAAUCAGAAAAUUAGCAUUAUUAGAAAGACAGAGAGAAAAAAUACAUGAGUCAAGAAUGUAUUGUGAAAGUCACAUCCAAAAAAGUGAUAUUAAAUUUCAGCCUAGAGGAUGUAUAGUUUGUUGCCCUUGUAGAACAGAAAAUGCACUUAUAUAUUAUACAAAACGAGAAGAGGAAUUAAACCAUCUGGUUGCAUUAGAAAGAAGGAAAGCUCUUCAGAAUCCUUUAGGUAUAGCUUUUGUGACACUAAAUUCAGAUGAAAUGGCUCAAUAUGUUUUAAAAUCGUUUGAAGCAGGAUCUCACAGAAACUGGGUAAUAUUCAAGGCACCUUCACCUUCUGAUAUAAACUGGGAAAAUUUAGAAAUUUCCUAUAGAAACUGGUAUUCCAAAGCUAUUAUUAUAAAUGCUUUAUUAUUCAUAAUACUUUUCUUUUUAACAACACCUGUAAUUGUGGUAAAUAUUUUUAAUAACCUUACAAAUUCUCAAGAAAAUUGGAUUGAAAAAAUCAGUCCUAUUUUGUCAGAAUUUUUACCUACAUUGUUGCUUUUGUCUAUGUCUGCAGUGAUGCCAGUUAUGGUAGCGUAUUCUGAUGAAUGGAUGUCACAUUGGACAAAAUCUAAACAAAAUCAUGCUACUAUGUAUAAAGCAUUCUUCUUCUUACUUUUCAUGGUUUUAAUAUUGCCAUCUCUAGGAUUAACUAGUGCCCAAGCAUUUUUAGAAUGGUCUGUCCAAACACAAAAUAUUACUCUAAGAUGGGAAUGUAUAUUUUUAGCUGAUAAAGGUGCAUUUUUUGUUAAUUAUGUGAUUACUUCUGCACUCAUUGGUACAGCUCUUGAAUUAUUAAGAUUUCCUGAAUUAGCUAUGUAUGCUUGGAGGUUACUGCUUAUAAAGUCGGAAGCUGAGAAGACUAGCAUUAGAAAAGAAAUUUUAUCAGUAUUUCCUUUUGGAAUUCAUUAUGCUUGGACUCUUCUAAUAUUUACUAUUUGCACAGUUUAUAGUUUAACAUGUCCUUUAAUUACUCCUUUUGGCCUUCUAUAUCUCUGUUUAAAACAUUAUGUAGACAAAUACAAUAUUUAUUAUGUUUAUCGACCAAUAACUAUGUCAGGGGAAGGACAAAGAAUUCAUGCUGGUGCUAUCAAAAUGGUACGUAUAGCAAUAUUGCUACUCCAACUUAUAACAGCCUUAUUCUUAUCUUUGCGUGCACAACUCAGUCCAACAGCAUGUAUUGCAUUUUUAGGUUUUGCUCUUACAGGCAUUGUAUUUUCCUUCAUUGGACCUUUCCCUUCUUGCAAACAACCUCUUAACACAUUUAACACACCUGCUGUAAACGAAGAAUAUAUAGCCCCAGUUUUAAUAAGUUCUAGUGCUAUAGAAACUGUUGAUGUUGUUAGAACAUCUUCUAUUUUCUGUGAUGUAUCAAAUCAAAAUUAUAAUAUUAAAUUGGAUGUGACUGGAAUCAGUGAAGCUUAGAUUUUUUUAUUUAAUUUCAGCUAAUGAGGCUGUGAGUAUUCUUAGCAAACCUUGCAUUUAUCAUGGAAAAUAUGAAUAAAAAAGUAGAAUGUUUAUUAUUUAGCAUAACAACUUAAUUAAUAUAUAUUGAAUUUAACUAUUGUACUAAGGUAUCAUCAAUUAAACAAUUAACAAUAAUUAUAAUAAAAAAAUUUCAAACUUGUUCACUAAAACUGGUAAUAGGGUACUGCAUUUUUUUGAAAUUAUUUAUUUUCUUGUUUAUUUUAUAAGUUCUUGAUAUGAAAUAAUGUCCGAAAGUAAAGUAUUUAAUUAAAAGUGAAAAAAUAACAUCUAAAUAUUUAAUUGAAAAUCGCAAAAAUUUCAUACAUAAUUUAAGAAAACGAUUCACAUUGGUUUUCAGUUGUGACGCCAUAGGUUUAAUAAAAAUAUUGAGCAGUUAUCUGCUUGAUGAUCAACAAGGUUAUGGCAACGUAGCAUGUGCUGUUUUAAUACAGUUUUUAUUUAUUAUUUACAUAUAAAUAAAACAUUUUUCUAUAUAUAAAAAUAAACAGAAUAAACCUUUUAUAAGUUAUGUUCUUACAUUAUUACAUAAUCACGUUAAAAAUUAAAAGCAUAAUAAACUUAAUUACUAUCAAGUUAAAUUUGAAUCUUACAUUAAAGUGAAAAUAAUUACAUCUCUCUGGAUCGUCAAAACGAUCAACAAUUUCGAACCAUUUUUGUUGUAUAUUCGAAUUUCUUGGCAUCAUAAAAAAACUUUUAUAAGGUGUUUUAGUCGUCGUAUUUUUACAUCUAGGCACAUAACAUUUAUAUACCAUUUUUCAGAUUAAAGAAAGUUUAAUAAUAACACUUAUUUUAGAAUAAUCGAGAAAAUAACUGUCGUAUUUACUUCAUAUGCUCAGUGUUUAUUUUAUACCUAUGACGUUACGCAAUAUGGCAGCCUUACUAAAAUGUUUGAACUAACUACAAAAUUUUUAAUUUUCAAUAAUUUUUUAUCUAUAACUAUUGAUCAAAGAAUAUAAAAAAAUAUAAUAAAAGUUGUAUAUAAACUAUCCAAAAUUAUUUUUUUCUCAAAACAUGCUAUUGGUAACAAUAAUAAUUAUUAUUAUCAUUUGUUAAAAUAAACGAUUGGAUGAAAUCAUUAAAUUUGUAAAAUGGUUACUUCAAGUUAUUCCCAAAAAUAUUUUUGUAACUUAUAUACCUAUUAAUUUUCCAUAUUUCAGUAAAAUAAUAACAUAUAUAGUUGUAUGUGUAAUUACCUACUAUUUAUAUGUCAUAAAAUGUAAUUUGGAAAACUUAUUUAAGUUGAAAUUAAUAUUGUUAUUCGACAUUGUAUACAUAUUACUUAUCAAGUAUUAUAAUGUACAUAUGUAAAUAUUUUAUGUUACAUACUAUACUUGAUCUCGACUCCUUAACAAAAAUUGCUAUUUUUUUAAAAAUAAAUUUUAAACAAUGACGUUCAUAAUUUAAAGUUAUUUGGCAACCUUUGAUUUUAUUUCAGCGGCAAGAAGUUAUUUGUAAAUUAUUUGGGCAGAGUGCACAUCUUCAUCACUGACAACAUAUUUAUAUAGUUCAUAUAAUAAAGUACAUUAUAUAUUUUAAUGUAAAAUUUUCACAACUUUCUCAGCAGAUUCAAAUUAUACAUAAUGGCUAUUUGUAAACUAUAAUCUUUGUCUGAUAGAUCAGCUGAUUGUAGAUCCGAAUUCACUACUAGAUUUUUUCCGAACAUUUUGGUGAAAAUUUCCAAUUUAAGAAAUGAUCUAGAAAAACCACCCUCACUUUUUUGUGUAUUAAUUUUUCGAUUAUAUUUAUUUAGUUGUACCUAUAAUAGAUUCUAGAUGUUUAAUAAUUGUUAUCAACCUCUCUCAUAUGGAUUUUCCUCUAAAGUUCAAUAUUAAUAAGCUAUUUGUUGAAAUGUCAAAAAGUAUAAAACCUUCAAGCCUCCGUAACCUAUCAGUUACAUCGCUCAUGAGAGUGGAUUCUAGAUAACAACAUAAGGGAAAUUCAUAAUUUUCAAAUGUGACAAAAAAUAAACCGGUCAACUGAUCGUAUUUACUUAGUGAACGUGAUCCAGGUUAGUUUACAAACAUGCAGUUAGGGUUAACCUAAUCAUAGUUUCCGAAAAGCCAUAUAAUGUAAUAAGUGUUGCCUGAAUGGAUUAAAUUAACAUU
Molecule: messenger RNA, 4538 nt
Organism: Diorhabda sublineata
Lineage: Eukaryota; Metazoa; Arthropoda; Insecta; Coleoptera; Chrysomelidae
Gene: Tmem63
Product: calcium permeable stress-gated cation channel 1
Exons: 3
Coding region: 163-2370 (735 amino acids)
Cellular component (GO): plasma membrane
Molecular function (GO): calcium-activated cation channel activity
Source: RefSeq, a predicted model, not a curated record